Lolium rigidum is the source of this 1208-nucleotide messenger RNA. RefSeq names its product adenylate kinase, chloroplastic-like. The transcript has 7 exons. Gene Ontology annotation, biological process: nucleoside triphosphate biosynthetic process. The coding region runs from base 137 to 1000 and encodes 287 amino acids. Gene Ontology annotation, molecular function: AMP kinase activity; nucleoside diphosphate kinase activity; ATP binding. Gene Ontology annotation, cellular component: cytoplasm. The record is from RefSeq and is a predicted model, not a curated record. NCBI's taxonomy places the organism in Eukaryota, Viridiplantae, Streptophyta, Magnoliopsida, Poales, Poaceae.
CGUUGUCCUGCUACAAGAACGUUCCCCCCUCCUCCCUCUCUAAUCUCCGAUCCUCUCCGGCGCCGGCGCGCCGCUCCCAGCUCCAGCCACCGCGUCUGUGUUGACCUGCCAUCGCUUCGCUCCGGUAGCGCCGCUCAUGGCUUCUCCCACGGCCUCCGCCGCCGCCAUCGUCUCCUCCCUCUCGCCGUCGCCCGUGGCUGCGGAGAGGCCAAUUCCCCACGGCAGCCUCCUCUUCCGCGGCUCCCGCAACGGCUCCGGUCCCCUACGGCUCAACUCCUCACGACAACGCCGGCUCUCGCCGGCGCCUAGAGCGGCCAAGGCUGUGGGCGCAGAGAAGGCCGAUCCCCUGAAUGUCAUGAUAGCGGGUGCUCCGGCAUCCGGGAAAGGCACGCAGUGCGAGCUCAUCAAGGCCAAAUAUGGUCUGGUGCACAUUUCAGCUGGAGAUUUGUUGAGGGCGGAAAUCGCCACAGGCACCGAGAACGGGAAGCAGGCCAAGGAGUUCAUGGAGAAGGGACAGCUGGUUCCUGACGAGAUUGUUGUUAAUAUGGUGAAGGAACGUCUUCUUCAAGCAGAUGCUCAGGAAAAGGGCUGGCUAUUGGAUGGUUACCCAAGAAGUUAUUCACAGUCAAUGGCGCUAGAAAAUCUUGGAAUCCGGCCUGACAUUUUCAUUCUGUUGGAUGUUCCAGAUGAACUUCUUGUUGAAAGGGUGGUUGGCAGACGGCUGGAUCCUGUAACUGGGAAAAUAUACCAUCUUAAGUAUUCCCCGCCAGAGAAUGAAGAAAUUGCAUCAAGACUUACACAAAGAUUUGACGAUACAGAAGAAAAGGUUAAGCUAAGGUUGCAGACUCAUUAUCAAAAUAUCGAGUCCUUGGUCUCGAUAUAUGAAGAUGUUAUAAUCAAGGUAAAAGGAGACGCCAUGGUUGAAGAUGUGUUUGGUGAGAUUGACAAGCUGCUCACUUCCAGCCGGGAGAAGAAAAGUGAAAUGGUGGCUACCUCAUGAACACAGGAAAGUUGCGUGGAUUGGACAUUUGGUUGAAGUAUGAUUUUUUUUUCAAGACAAGUGCAUGUGACAAAGCAUUGGUAGGAUGAUUGUUAGAAAGUAGAAACCCAUCGUAUAUGCUUCACUAUUGUCCUGUAAACAUACAGACCUCUAUGAGGAAUGUAUUGAUUUAUACAGCCCAAAUGGAAAGUUGCUCAAGUUUGCACUU